AGAAAUUUAUUCGCUUGUGGCUCUGACAAUAUUCCAUACUAGCAUGAGGUAUUGAGUUUUUACAAGAAACAGCCUUUAACCUUUGAAAUUAAAUAUACAAGUAAAUUACAGAACAAAUAGUGUGUAUAUAUAUCAUGUGAGCGGAAGAAAUAUUGACUGAAAACGUGAAAUUUAUAUAGAAAUUAUAGAUCUACAUUAGAGACUAUCAGGUUUCAGCUUUGAAAAAGAGGAAAACAGAGUUUUAACACAUCAAAGCAUUAUAAUUAUAAUUAUCAAAGAAAAAAAAAUUGUGAAUGAAAAUUGAAACCACUUACCUAACAUAUCCUGCAGUGACUGCAAUUGACUGCUUUCCUUUUAUAAAGUUAUUAUAGUUGUUAAUGACCUGAACUUUGAACAAAGAAUUCAUCAAAGAUUUGGAAUUAAUUAUGGAGAGAAGACUUAAUUUUAAAGCUUGAAAUAGAACAAUUGUGGUCUUGGAAUAAAGGGAUUUUUAAUACAGUAACAAAGAAUUCAAUAGAAUAAAUACUGAAUGCUAUGGAAUAGCUAGGAUUGUCAAACAUAGCAUAUGUGAAAGUGUUUCAAAAUUUUACAAAAUUAAAAAAAGUGUUGUUAUAGUUUUUAAUGUAAAAGUCUACAGGUUGCAUGUGUAAUUCAGAAGAACAGUAUAUAUAGUCACAUGCAGUCAAGAUAGAUUCUGAUCCAAUAAAGCAAUGUAUUCAAAGCUGCCGAGCGAAAUAAAAAAUAGUGAAAAUUGUUCAUAGAUAAUGGAGUUAUUUCAACAAUAGAAGAUGAUCAUUCUACUUAUAAAGUGAUAAUAAUGGGCUGCGUGUUUAACAUAAACCAUUAUACAACAUAUGUGGAUUUUCCAGCCAUGAAUCCUCGGUUACUGAUAAAAGCAAGACCAAGUGAAAGAACAGGGGAAGAUUUAGAUAUCAUCUAUUCUAGAUUGAAGGAUAUAAAGGUAUUUGAAAAGUUCCAUCCCAUGUUACUACAACAGAUCUGUUACUAUGGUUAUUAUGAAGAUCUGGAAAAAGGUGUCACCUUGUUUAGACAAGGUGACAUAGGGACAAAUUGGUAUACUGUGCUGUCAGGAUCAUUAGAAGUACAAAUUUCUGAAUCCGGCGAUCUUGCGGAAUCUGUGACAUUAUGUACAUUAGGACCUGGGACUUCAUUCGGAGAGUCUGUACUUACUAACCGACCACGUCAUGCUACAAUUAUAACCAGGGACAACACUGAAUUGAUCCGUGUCGAACAGAAGGAUUUUAAGAUUCUCUGGGAGGUAUAUUAA
Molecule: messenger RNA, 1288 nt
Organism: Ruditapes philippinarum (Manila clam)
Lineage: Eukaryota; Metazoa; Mollusca; Bivalvia; Venerida; Veneridae
Product: rap guanine nucleotide exchange factor 4-like
Exons: 4
Coding region: 818-1288 (156 amino acids)
Biological process (GO): spermatogenesis
Molecular function (GO): cAMP binding
Source: RefSeq, a predicted model, not a curated record